AUGACGACCAAGCCCUCGAGUCAACACAGUGCGUUCACCAUCUUUGCUGUUACGUCUCUAAUAAGUCGGGAGAGAGCAAGACCAGCCCACCAGACCACCAGCCCCACCAGCCCCACCAGCCAGCAGCCCCACCAGACCCACCAGCCCCACCAGGCCCCACCAGGCACCACCCACCAGACCACCGACCAGCACCAGCCACCAGCCCCACCAGACCACCAGCAGCCCACCAGCCCCACCAGCCACCAGCCCCACCAGACCCACCAGACCACCUGGCCCCCAACCCGCAACUCCCGAAGCAAACGACGCCCUCCCAAAUCCCCAUCUCCUUCGUUCGCCGUUUAA
Penaeus vannamei (Pacific white shrimp) is the source of this 342-nucleotide messenger RNA. The record is from RefSeq and is a predicted model, not a curated record. Lineage: Eukaryota; Metazoa; Arthropoda; Malacostraca; Decapoda; Penaeidae.